GAGUCGCCAGUUUGUUUCCAAAGCAACCACUGAUUCUGGGGGCCUGAGGUGAGACAUCUGGAGCUUGUUAUUCAGAAGUGCUGAGCUCUCCUGACUCUGGGAAGUUCAGCUGGAAGAACAGGUUCUAGAUUCUCUUACCAAUUCUGUCUGAGGUGGGCACAGAGUCAGAUGCCACUUUUGACGUUUUAGCCAAAAUACUGGGUGCAAGGGCACUCCGUGGCAGAGUCAACCCGAGCAGGGUGCAGGGCCUGGGGCAAGCCCAUGCAGGGCCCCACCCCUGCUCCAAUCCCAUGCGCCCCAGACCUGAAGAGGCUACCGCUGCCAUCUGUGGCGGGGGGGAGCGAAGCCGCCAGAAGCAGUGCGGAGUCACCACGGCAGCUCCACCCAGCUCCAGGGGGCUCCCCAAAGCGUGGGGCCUGGGGCGGCUACCCCGAUUCACCUCCCCCUAGGGAUGGCCCUGCUCAGUGGGUCAAUGCCAGUGCUGGGAGCCCACAGUGCCACAGCCCGGUGUGACUGCUAAUGGGAGCAGAAACAUUGCUGUUCUGAUUUUACACCUAUUCUGUGCAGUGCUGAAUGAAUACAGGGAACCAGCUGAAUGAACUGCCUCCUCUCCUAUCACAACUAGUGCUGGGACAUGUCAAGAAGUUCAGAGGUUUGGUUUAACCAAGCAGCCUAACAUCCGUUGCUUUUCUUAUCUGAACUGCUUACAUCUGCAAAUCAGGCUAGUUGGGAGACGGCCCAAGCUUCCUGAUCUAUGACAAUCAGGCUGAAACGCUCAGAAUAGUUCCCUCUCUUCUAGCUGGAAUGAGGAAGUGGCCGUGUGUGUGGGGAUAGGGGAACUAUUUCUACUGAAUGUUUUUUACAUUGGAAAAAAAAAGAUUUGGCUUAGAUUCUCAUUGUACUGCUCCCAGCUUGCUCAUCCACACCCAGCCACAAGCAAUCUGCAUCUUUUCUUCUCUUUGUCCCCCCUCAUAAACUGGCCUUUGGAACUACUUGUCCAGGAGCCUGAUGAAUUAUGCUGGUGUCAGUUCUCCUACCUUUGAAAAAUCAUUGGAAGGAAGGAGAAAGCAGCCUCAUCUUGCAUCUGCUGAAAUUGACAGCGAAGCUCCCGCUGACUUGAAUGGUGUGUGGUGGCUGGUUUUGUUUCGGUGUUGAUUCACAUGUUUAUUUUUAACCGUUGAGAUUUUAUCUGAGUUUAUUCAAAGAGCACUGCAAAAUCAAAGACUACAUCAGUUCUCUAGGACUGCAAGGAAUCUGUAGAGCAUCAUGCAUAACGCAGGUGACAACAUUUUGCCCAGUAAAAGCUUAUCUCUACACUAUCAGCCCUGAUAACUGCUGGGGUGCAGAAGAUCUGCUGUGUCACCAGCUCUCCAGGGAGUUGUUACAAACUGGAUAACUCUCUCUGAGAACUGUAUGAAUGCAAACACAGCAAAACUUGUUGAGUUUCUAUUACAGUUUUGUGGGGUCUGGAAAAGCUUUGCCUGCCUGGGAUCAUUUCCACAUUUGAAGCAGAGAGAGGUCUGAACCAAGUUCUUGGAUCAGAGUUCCCCAGAACUGGGGAGGUUUGAGUGGAAUACUGAACUUGGUGGCUCAGAUCUCCCUUGUUCAAGUGAUGGUUUGGGCUUCCAUUGUGACAGGUCCUGGUUACAGGCAGGUUCCUGUUCUAUGCCAUUUCAACGGAUCACACUCUGACAUGUGUUCAUUAGCACAGGUUGAGUUUUUGUUUUUAUUUUUUUGCAAUCAGGAUUCAUGGUAGAGGUGUUAUCUUUUAUUAGACCAACUAGAUUUUCUGCAAAAAGAAAUUUCUUUAAUUGCAAGCAUUCGAGUGCAAACACCCUUCAUCAGGCAUUGCAGAAAAGACUGCAAAAGUUCUCCUGGGUAGAAAUUAAAGCUCAUAUUUCAUAGGAGAGCUGAAGGUGGUAAAAUCUCCUGUUUGGAAAAGUUCAUUUUAUAUGCAGAUUAGGCUCAGAGAAAAGUUGGAAUAGCCUGUUUACCUCACAGUUUUGUUGGUAAGCAGGAUGAAUUCAUAUUUCCUUCUGGUUAUGGUGUUUCAUAUUUAACAGAGGAGUCAGUAGAUGGGAUGCUUCUCUGGGCAGGAAUUUCUUAUCAGGUGAGGCCUCUGAGCGUUGAUGUGAGGUUCUGUGAAGAUAAUUACCUCAAACAAAGGCAGGAGUGGUAUCUCUGGGCUUAUGUACACACCAUGAUUUUUGCCCUUUCAUGGGCUGCAACUAUGUGUCUGUUUGCAUGAGCAGGAUUUCCCCAUGCUUUAAAAGUCUAUCUUGUGCAUUAAACUAAAACUCCUCAGUUGUAGUUUAGUUUGGCUCUCUGGGAAUUAAAGCAUCAUUCAUGUCCAUGGAUUUGUUGGGUGCAAACACAAAGGCACCUAAAGAUGUGCAAAGGAGCCUCUUUGUCCACCAAAUGGCACUGCAUAUUUUUUUUUGUAGUUCACCCCUUCAAAUUGCUUUUACUUUCGAAUUGCUUCCACUUUUUUUUUCUUGUGUGGCUUUUUCUUUUUUUUCUUGUUUGCUAGCUCCCUGCUUCCACAGCUGUGUUGCAGGGCACAGGCACAGGGUGGGUUGGGGGAAGCAGUGCUGAACUGGGACCCAGCUUAAUUCGUUUGAAAACUUAAGUGUGUGUUAACACAGGUGUGAUGCUCCAAAAUAAACAAGUUUAAAUUUUAUAAACAUUUAAUUUAAUGAGGAUUAAAAAACCCAUGGUGUGUACAGGGGCCCUCUGGUUUCAGGUGGUCAAAGGUGCUUCCUCCUAGUAAAAUUAUGAAGAUUUCAUUUUUUAAAAUUGUGUUAAAAAAAACAUUUUAAAAAUGUUAUUAUUUUUUGAGUUUUUUUGCUUGUUCCUAUUAACAUAUUGUGUCCUUUUCAGUAUAUCUGAAACUCUGAGUUACUAUUUAAAAUUUUGUCUACAACAAAGAAAAGAGAGAACUCUCCAUGCUGUUGAUUGAGCGGCAGAUCCUGUCUUCCAUAGAAGACAUAGGGGUUCCGCUCUUUUCAGAAUCAAGCUGAUGCCAAAUUAAGUUAAACAGCCACAAGAGAGCAGCAGAGAACAAGACAUGAGCACUUCAUCUGGAAAAGUAGAUCUUUGUCUACAAAAGGCUGAGAAGCCUUGAGAUAUUAUACCAGUAAUUCUCACCAGGGUGCUGUGAAAUCCUUUUAAGGAUGCCAUGGGGAUCUGCGCAAUAUUAGCAUUGUUAACUGUGAAGAGAUCUGCACAUGACUCACAAAAUAAACCCAGAGAUUUCAAGUAGGAAUUGAUGGUGUCUAAAAUAUUCUGACCUGCUGUGGUCUUUUUGCUUUUUUGCAAUAUUAGAAUUGCUCUAUUUUUUUUUUUUUUUAGUGUAAUAAAAAAAAACCAGUGAAAGCUAGGAGCUGGCAUUUUCUGAGGGGUGCCUUGAGUCUAAAAAUGUUGAAAACCGUAACUCUAUAUGAUUCUGAGUCCAGCUUCUGUUGUAAAGGUUUCUCUUUAAAAUGAGACUGAGUGUUUAAACAUGUGACAAUUAAAUUCAGAAAGAAAUGAAAAUUCAAACCUGGGCUGUGUGAGACUAGCAAAUGGUGGCUUAUAGCAUGACACGGAGACAACCACCCAGAGUACUACCACGAGGGGAUGCAGGAAUCGUGAAACAGUGUACAAUAUUCUCAACCUGAACCAGAUCCUAGACCUGAUGCUGGUUCAGAUGCUGAUCUGAACUUUCUAAUUACAGCCCACCUGUAAGGACAAAUACUGACUAUUGUGAGAGAUACAGUGGUUUAAAUGAUAGGGAAGCAGAUGCCCACCAAGGCAGAGUUUCAAUUGGGGAAGUGGUUAUUUAGCUGACUGAUUGGAGAGAGAAUUGGAGAGGUCCGCCCUCUCUAUGUUUAUUGGUAGACAGUCUUUCAGCAGGAGAACGGAAACUGAAAGUUCAUCUUGUUUCGCUGUGGCAGGGGUCAUGGCUGCUAAUCUGGUCAAAAACCUCCAGGAAGAAGUGACCUGUUCUCUCUGCCUGGACUACUUUCAAGAUCCAGUGGUCAUUAUAAAAUGUUCCCACAGCUUUUGCCGAGACUGUAUUGGCAAGCACUACAAGGAGGUGGGGACAGAUGUCAAGUGCCCGCACUGCAUGCAGAUCUUUCAGUGGAAAGACUUGAUGGCAAUCAGACAGCUGGCCAAUAUGGUGGAAAUAAUCCGGAAGAUGGGAAGGGAGACAGAGGAAAUAAGUGAGAUCUCCAGGCAUAUUGAAAUGGUCAAAGAUGCCAUCCGCAGCCGGGAGAAAGACAUGGAUGAAAUAAAUGAAAAUCUCUCUCAGAUCAAAGGCGUGAUUACUGAAGACUUUGGUGCCAUGAAAGAGCGUCUUGCCCAGGAAGAGGGAGAGAUACUGAGGAUCAUCGCACAAGAGCAGCAAACAGCCCAGCAAAAAACAGAAGAAAUAAUUGGCCAGCUCACCAGCAAACUGAACAAGCUUGCAGAAUUCAAAACCCAGAUGGAAAGAGGGGCACACAACAGCCUGCUGAAGCAGCUGAAUGUUGAAGGAGAAGUGUGCACAGGCCCUCGUGUGACACUCAAUGAUGAGAAGAUUGUUGCUGUCACAAGUGCUGUAGAACAGUUCAGGAAACAAUUGGAAUCAAUAUUGGAGAGAGAUACGAAGCAACUACCAUCAGAGUUUGGUUCAGCAAAGUACCAAGCAGCUCCCAAAGUACAACCUGGAGAUUUACUUGCUGAGAUCAGUGUUGCCUCUUCAUGUCCGGAGCCUGCAGACAGUAGUCCAGACCCAGUUAUUUCAAGUCAGUUUGCUCCGUGGGCAGAAAACGUGACCUUUGAUCUUGAAAGAAUUCAUCGCCAGCUAGAGGUCAAGGCUGAAAACAGGAAAGUGAUUGUAUCUCUCUAUCCCCCACGUUACAAAGACUCUCCCAAUAGGUUCCGCAUCAGCCAGGUCAUGUGUUCCCAAAGUUUCUCUUCUGGAUUCCAUUACUGGGAAGUAAUUACCAAGGACAGCGCUGGAUGGGCCGUCGGAAUCGCUGACAGAAAGAUUGGUAGUGGGGAGAGACUGGGAAGAACUGAACUUUCCUGGUGUGUGGAAUGGACUAAUGGACAAUUGUCAGCAUGGCAUAGGAACCAGAAAACCCCAUUAAAGGAAGGGAGACCCAUGAGGGUUGGUGUUUUUCUCAAUCUACCAGACAAGAACCUGUCAUUUUAUUCCCUUGCCAAAGAAGAAACACACUUACAUACAUUUGAAAUCAAUAUCUUGGAGCCUGUGUACCCUGCCUUCUGGAUGUAUGGCUUGGAUGAAAAAGGGUCUUUAAGUAUAAAUCAUAUAAAGAAAGAGUAGGCUACAAUACCCAUGAAAAGGGAAGAAUUGGGCUGUAAUGUAUAGAGUUGCUUUAAUGCUGGACAUUAACAGGGGAUGUUUUCUUCUGCUUGUCUCUGUGUUUGCCUUCCUUGUUCCAGACGGCCUGACCUGCUCUGGUUUUGCUAAAGUGACCCUGUCAAACAGUUAGGACAAGAAGCAGCCCAUGCUGACCAUUUCUCUUCCUCCAACUGCAUGUAGCCAGAGACUUAUUUCACAAAGGGCAGCCUCAACCCACAGACUGUAUCUCACUAUGCCAAAGAACAGAGUGUCAAUACAGGUAUGGCACCACUUCAUCCUUUCAAGAGGAUUUCUUCCAGAAGGAUGCAUUUGAACAGGAAAAGCUCAGCAGGAGACAAGACCCUUAAUCUCAGCAGGGCAAACUGGUAUUGGGAGUAAUGUGCUAUAACACAUUCCCUUCCUACACGCAAAAAAGCUUGAGAACGGUAGUUUAAUCAUGAUUUGAAAUCAGGUACAAGACAGGCAUGUUCGAGACUGACUGAUGGACAGGUAAGGUUCUUUGGGUAAAUCUGAUAUCUUUUAUUAGACCAACUCAAAUAGCUGGGAAAAAUUUUCUUUGCAAGCUUUUGGGUGUAAAUACCCUUCAUCAGCCUGAGGAAACAUCUGCAGUUGACUGUGCUCUUCCUGGAUGGAAUGAAUAGUAAAGAAGCCAGAGGCUGGUAUGCAUGCAGGAAAGCCAGUCAGUGACGAUGUAAAUUGAGGAGUCAGUGGAUUGAGGGGGGGAGGAGAGGCAGGAAUGAAUGUAGCUGGUAAAUAUGGAAAGGUACCUGGGGAGUCAGAUGUUAGGCAGGUUAUAAUAUGUCAUAAAUCCAAUGUCUAGAUUUAGUCCAUGAUUUUUUAUAUCCAGUAGGUUGAUGAAGUGAAGUUCAUAGGCUCAUCUUUGAAAGAUUCAUAGAUGUUAGGGUCAGAAGGGACCUCACUAGAUCGAGUCUGACCCCCCGCAUAGGCAGGAAAGAGUGCUGGGUUCAGAUGACCCCAGCCAGAUGCCUAUCUAACCUCCUCUUGAAGACCCCCAGGGUAGGGGAGAGCACCACCUCCCUUGGGAGCCCGUUCCAGACCUUGGCCACUCGAACUGUGAAGAAGUUCUUCCUAAUGUCCAGUCUAAAUCUGCUCUCUGCUAGCUUGUGGCCAUUAUUUCUUGUAACCCCCGGGGGUGCCUUGGUGAAUAAAACCUCACCAAUUCCCUUCUGUGCCCCUGUGAUGAACUUAUAGGCAGCCACAAGGUCGCCUCUCAACCUUCUCUUGCAGAGGAUAAAAAGGUCCAGGUUCUCUAGUCUCUCCUCGUAGGGCUUGGUCUGCAAGCCCUUAACCAUACGAGUGGCCCUUCUCUGGACCCUCUCCAGGUUAUCCACAUCUCUCUUGAAGUGCGGUGCCCAGAAUUGCACGCAGUACUCUAACUGCGGUCUGACCAGCACCCGAUAGAGGGGAAGUAUCACCUCCUUGGAUCUGUUCGUCAUGCAUCUGCUGAUGCACGAUAAAGUGCCAUUAGCUUUUCUGAUAGCUUCGUCACACUGCCGACUCAUGUUCAUCUUGGAGUCCACUAGGACUCCAAGAUCCCUUUCCGCUUCUGUGCCACCCAGCAAGGUCAUUUCCUAGGCAGUAGGUAUGCUGGACAUUUUUCCUCCCUAGGUGCAGCACUUUGCAUUUCUCCUUGUUGAACUGCAUUCUGUUGUUUUCUGCCCAUUUGUCCAACCUGUCCAGGUCUGCUUGUAGCUGUUCCCUGCCCUCCGGCAUGUCCACUUCUCCCCACAGUUUUGUGUUAUAAAAGGUGUUUUGUAAGUUCCCAUUGAGGUUUAGAACUGAGAGAUUGGAGAGAGAAUGGUUUUCCUGUGAGAAAUGUCCCCACCUGGUAUUUAGGUAUUUGUGUCUUUGAUAGAUUUCUGGUGAGCACUUGUUAUUUGGUCUCUCCUACGUAUUUUCCAUCAGGGCAUUUGGUGCAGCAGGGUUGUCCCAGCAGGGUCUGGAUCCAUUUGGUAUGGUUUGGGCCAUAGGAAGUUUGCUUCUGGUGAUGAGGUUGGCAAGGUUUGGUCCUUGUUUGAAGGCUAGGAUGGGUGGUUCUGGGAAGAGAUCUCUUUAAGAAGUUGGUCUUCUUUUACUAUGGGUUGCAAUUGUCUGAGGAUUUUCUGUAUAGGUUCUAGGGAGGGGUGAUAUGUCACAGCCAGUGGUAUGAGAUUCAUGGGGGUUUUCCUUCUGUACUGCAGCAAUUUUUCAUGUGAUAUCCAGGUGGCUCUUUCAAAAAUACAAUCUAUGUGAUGAUUUAGGUCAUGAUGUAUGUGAUGGAUGCUUUUUACUUGCCAAUUCUAGGACCUCUGUGCAGGAAAGGUGCUGCCUCUCACAAGGUUCUCUUUAAGCAUAAUUAUAAAUCCAUGAAGUAAGUGAAGCUGUUGAGCUGAAAAGGUGCUACUGGUACUGUUGCAGUUUUUAAAGUGGUCCAUGUACAUUUUGAAAUAUUUUAAUUAACGUAUGCGGUGUACAUUAUUUGGAAGUAACUCUCCUAACUGGAAUUUGUAUAACGUCAUAUUAGGCCUUGAUCUUCCAAACACUUACUCCCAUGCUGAAAUUUACUACUUAAGUGUAAUGGAGAGAAGAGGACUGAGAUCUUUCCUCUAUUAUGCUCAUCUUUAUGCUGAGUCUCAUGCUUAGAUCCAUGCUAAAAGACAGCCAUGUUCGUUUUUUGUAAUUAUUUUCCCAAGAGCAUUGCACAGUCAAGCUUCAGGUAUGUUCUAUGUAAAUCCUGAGUGCACCAUUAACAAACAGUUCCCAGUCAGCUUCUAGAAAGAAUACCAGACACACAUUUAAUAUACACAAAUACAUUGCAAAUACUAUUUGGAAUACUUAUGGGCAAUUACUUUAAUAAAAACUAUUAGUAAAUCAAA
This is a messenger RNA of Alligator mississippiensis (American alligator), 8229 nucleotides long. It is a transcript of the gene RNF135, whose product is annotated as ring finger protein 135. The record is from RefSeq and is a predicted model, not a curated record. Gene Ontology annotation, molecular function: metal ion binding; protein binding. The transcript has 7 exons. Bases 3866 to 5314 code for a protein of 482 amino acids. NCBI's taxonomy places the organism in Eukaryota, Metazoa, Chordata, Crocodylia, Alligatoridae.